Molecule: messenger RNA, 2028 nt
Organism: Propithecus coquereli (Coquerel's sifaka)
Lineage: Eukaryota; Metazoa; Chordata; Mammalia; Primates; Indriidae
Gene: TRDN
Product: triadin
Exons: 31
Coding region: 313-2028 (571 amino acids)
Cellular component (GO): sarcoplasmic reticulum; membrane
Molecular function (GO): signaling receptor binding
Source: RefSeq, a predicted model, not a curated record
CUAGAGUGCCAAAAAAAAAAAAAGUGCUGAAGAGUCCUAGGGUGAUGAGGCUAUUUUUGUUUGAAGCUGAUACUUCUAGCUGAGCCACAAGUGCUGCUUGGAAAGGGCUUAGGUUGUUUCCAGGGGGAGAACUCUGCAGAGAAGAGGCAAAGUUCAACAGGACAACGAAGAAGCAGCAGAAACAGCCAGGAAAACGAAGAGCCCUCACGUUUAAACACACAGCCCUCUACCAGAGUUCUCGAAUCUGAAAGUAUUCUGCAAAGUGCUACUUGACGGGAACUUUUCACCUGACUUUUACUUUCUACGACCACCAUGACUGAGCUCACUGCUGAAGGAAAUGCAUCUACAACCACGACUGUGAUAGACAGCAAAAAUGGAUCUGUGCCCAAAUCACCUGGAAAAGUGCUGAAGAGGACAGUCACAGAAGACAUAGUGACGACAUUCAGCUCCCCUGCAGCCUGGCUUCUGGUCAUCGCUCUGAUAAUCACAUGGUCAGCUGUUGCCGUUGUUAUGUUUGAUUUAGUGGAUUACAAAAACUUUUCAGCAAGCUCUAUUGCCAAGAUUGGCUCAGACCCUCUAAAACUCGUACAUGAUGCUGUGGAGGAAACCACGGACUGGAUCUAUGGAUUCUUUUCUUUGUUGUCUGAUAUCAUCUCAUCUGAAGGUGACGAAGAAGAUGAUGAUGGGGACGAGGACACUGAUAAAGGGAGAAUAGAAAGUCCACCCUUGAAGCAGAAGGAAAUACACAAAGAAAAGACUGAAAAGCAGGAGAAACCUGAAAGGAAAAUACAAACUAAAGUUACACACAGAGAAAAAGAAAAAGACAGAGAAAAAGUAAAAGAAAAAGACAAAGAAAAAGUAAAAGAAAAAGACAAAGAAAAAGUAAAAGAAAAAGAAAAACCUGAAAAGAAAGAAGAGAAGAAAACUAAGUCUGAAGAAAAGACUAAAAAGGAAGUAAAAGGUGGGAAACAGGAGAAAGUGAAGCCAACAGCUGCAAAAGUGAAAGAAGUACAGAAACCACCGUCUAAACCCAAGGAGAAGGAGGACAGAGAGACAGCAGCUGUGUCAAAGCAUGAACAGAAAGAUCAGUAUGCAUUCUGUCGAUAUAUGAUUGACAUGUUUGUCCGUGGGGAUUUAAAACCAGGACAAAGUCCAGCUGUACCACCUCCAUUACCGACAGAACAAGCUUCCAGACCCACCCUGGCAUCACCUACUCUUGAAGAAAAAGAAGGAGAAAAGAAGAAAGCUGAGAAGAAUGUUACUUCUGCAACAAAGAAGAAAGAAAAAGAAGAUGUCCCAAAGAAAAGUGAGAAGGAAACUGCCAUUGAUGUGAAAAAAAAAGAGCCUGGUAAGUGGAUAGAGAAUAAGGAAGGUGCUGUUUUUCACAGGGUGGUCUGGGAAGCAGCAACUAAAAAGGAUGAAAAGAAGGAAGAUUCCAAGAAAACCAAAAAACCUACAGAAGCAGAACAACCCAAGGGAAAAAAACAGGAAAAGAAAGAAAAACACGUGGAACCAGCAAAAUCACCAAAGAAGGAACACUCAGAAACUGAACGAGCCAAAGAAGAAAAGGAGAGGAAGCCUAUUAAAGGGAAAGAAGAGAAGGUUCCAGUUUCUCUAAAAGAAAAAGAAGCUGAAACUAAAAAAGAUGAAAAGAUGUCCAAACCAGGGAAAAAGAAAACUGAUAAACCUGAAAAGGAAAGUAAAGAAAAAGCAGAAGUGAAACAUCAUAAAGAAGAAAAAGUCUCGACAAGAAAAGAAAGUCCUCAAUUACACAAUGUGACAAAAGCUGAAAAACCGGCAAGAGUAUCAAAAGAUUUUGAAGCUGUACCAGCUCCAAAGAAAGCAAAAGAAGAAACUGAAGAUGUAUCUUCCACAAAGAAGCAAAAAAGUCCCAUCAGUUUCUUCCAAUGUGUCUACUUGGAUGGGUAUAAUGGCUAUGGAUUUCAGUUUCCUGUCACUCCCGCACACCACCCUGGAGAGCGCGCUGGCCAUGGAAAUUCUCCAGGACAGAAACAACAAGGACAAUAG